AUGAGCCUACUGAAAUUCUCCGCAAACCAAAAACUCCAAACAGCGCUACAAUUCACAUACCUCGGCCUAUGUCUCGUGGGUCCCUUCAUGAUGCCUGCCAAGCAGGCCAACACUGGGUUCCUGGCUCUGAGUAAAUCACUGCUUAGCGAAGACCACAUGAAUUCCCACUCGUUGGUGAAAGGGAAAAGACACCCAAGAGCUUAUUUUCGGUAA
Molecule: messenger RNA, 213 nt
Organism: Nakaseomyces glabratus
Lineage: Eukaryota; Fungi; Ascomycota; Saccharomycetes; Saccharomycetales; Saccharomycetaceae
Source: RefSeq, a predicted model, not a curated record